Molecule: messenger RNA, 3135 nt
Organism: Macrosiphum euphorbiae (potato aphid)
Lineage: Eukaryota; Metazoa; Arthropoda; Insecta; Hemiptera; Aphididae
Source: the annotation of a GenBank genome assembly
AUGAAUAACUCCGCAACGAGCUCCAGAAGCCGUGGCGAUUCAGAAGUUGUAAGCAAAAAACGUAAAAUUGAUCACAAAGUCGACGGUUCCAUUGUCAAAGUAGUAUUGAAGAAUUUCAUGACUUUUACUGAAGUUACAUAUACUCCACAUUCAAAACUGAAUUUAAUAAUUGGGCCCAAUGGUUCUGGAAAAUCGUCAAUUGUUACAGCUCUCAUAUUAGGAUUUGGUGGUAAUCCAAAGGACAUUAAUAGAGGAGACAAAGUCAGUCAGUUUGUAAAACUAGGCAAAUCCGUAGCAGAUAUUUCGAUAGAACUUUAUAAGAGAUCGAAUCAAAAUAUACAUUUGAGAAGAACAAUAUUCGCCAGCAAUGAUACUUGUCACUAUUAUGUCAACAGUAUUUUAGUCUCAAAAAAAAAAUACUCUGAUAUUGUUGAAAGUUUUAACAUAAAAGUACACAACUUAUGUCAGUUUUUACCACAAGACAGACUUGAAGAUUUUUCUAAAUUAGAUUCUAAAGGUUUAUUAUUAAAUGCUUUACAAAGUAUUGAAAAUCAAGACUUAUUGAACAAUUUUGAAAAGUUGAAAACUCUUGCUGUUAGCAUAACUUCAUAUGAUAGUGAUCAAAAGAAAUUACAAGAUAAUAUCAGAUUAGAGAUUGCUGUAAAUUUAAAACUCGAAACAAUUGUUAGUUCAUUUACCCAAAAAAAAUUAUUGGAAGAACAAUUAUUGGUUGUAUUACAGAAGAGAUGUUGGUCCUUAUAUAUGUUGGCUUGGAAACAAAUUUCUAGUGAAAAAAAAAAAUUUGAAGAGUCAAAAAAACAUAAUAAGGAUGCCUUGGUUCUUAUUAAUCAGCAGAGAGAUAGAAUCAAAAGGAAACAGUCAGGAGAAAUAAAUCUGAAAAAUUUGGUUCUUCAGAAUGCAAAUGCAGUAUUUAAGUUAAUUGAUAAACUUAAUAAUCAAGUUGGAGCUGCCAAUUGUCAUGUAUCUGAUAUAAAUCAAUUGAUAAAAGCACUUAAAAAAAAUUCAAACAAAAUAGAAGACCUUGCAGAGUCCAUAUCAUCUAUGGAAGAGAAGUUACAAAGUAUAAAAAAUGAAACAUUCAAUGUUGACGAGUGUAAACUGGAACUUCUCGAAAUUGAUAAAAAUAUCAAAAGCAUCGAUGCAAAUAUUUACCCUGUGAAAAGCAAUUUAGAAAGUAUUAAAAGCAAACUAAGAGGUCUAACUGAAAAAAUGUGUGCCAUUGAUCAACAACUUGAACUUGAAAAAAGAAAAGAAGAUGGCAAAAAUCAAUUACUGCAGAGAAAGUUUCCGGAAAUGUGGAAAGCAAUAAAAUGGCUAAAAAACUGCGAUAAGUCAUCAAUUUUUCAUGGACAAGUAUUUGAACCAUUAUUCACUCAGAUUGAAGUACGUGACCAAAAAAAUGCCAAGUACAUAGAAAAUAUUGUUAAUUAUCGUGAUAUGAUUGCAUUUGUUUUUGAGUAUGCAGAAGAUCUGACUACAUUUAAUAAAAUAGUAAAACAAGAGCAUUGGAAAAAAAUUAAUUCAAUCUCAGCUCCACCUGCCAAUUUUAAAGUUAACGAGAUACCAAAUUAUGAUAUAAAUAGUUUGAGAAAAUUUGGCUUCCAUACUUAUGCAUUAGACAUGAUACAAGCACCACCUGUCAUAAGGAGAUAUCUAGCUAGAAGUUACGACAUGCAAAAUAUUCCUAUUGGUUCCAAGGAAGUUUUGAAUCAUAUGCAGAGUUUACCCAGUAAUAUUGGCUUCUUUUUUGCAGAUAAUGAUCAAGUUAGUAUAAGAACUUCAAACUAUACGGGAGAAAAAAUCACACGACAAACACAAAUAUCAACUGAGGCACAAUUUUUGCUGUUUUCUGUAGACUCAAAUUUGAUUCAAUCUCUGGCAACCAAGAAAGAAGAAGCUAGAGUAAAUUGUGAACAUUUUACUCAAAAACAAACUGAAAUUAUUAAUCACCUUAGAGUUGCCGAAGACAGUCGUCAACCUUUUUUUGAAAGGAAAAAAGAAAUACAAGGAAGUUUUAUGAAAUUUCAAAACAGGCAACAAGCUUAUGAUAAAAUGGUAAAAGAUAUGGAGUUCAAACAAAGUGAACUUAAAACAGAAAAAGAAAGAUCCACAAAAUUAUUAAGCCAAAAUUCGCAACUAAUCAAUAAGUACUUUGAUUCAAUGAAUGAAGCUGUUGCGACGCUGGACAGUUAUUCAACUAGUAUGAUAUAUCUGAUGAGUUCUGUCUUUGUUGUUAGCAAUUGUUGCGUUGACAUGGAAGAUGAAAACAAAGUUUUGAAGCAAUUAAAGACACUCUAUGUAACUAACCUGAGCAAUUUCAGCGAUUACCUGAAGUACCUACAAAAGUUGGAAUCGGAAUUCAAGAAAAUGCUAGAUGUAGCUGUACAUUGGACUAAUGGAUUGUCUCCAUACGAUAGAACUUUAUUUCAAACCAUGAUUGAAAAAUUUGAUAGUAUAGAACAGAAUGAUGUUGAUGAUUUAGAUGUAUUAAUUGUUGAGAAAAAAGCCAAACUCAAUUGUCUAAAUAUCGAUCCAAACGCUCCUCAGUUAAUAAAAGAAUACAAGGAACGCAAGAUAAAAAUAAAGAAUUUAGAAAAGAAAUUAGAAAAUUUAAACCUCAAUGCUCAAACCAAAGAACAUGAAAUUGAAAGAUUACACUCUGAAUGGUUGCCGAAAAUUCAAGAACUUACUACCUUGUUGUCUGUUAAUUUCCAGAAAUUUCUCAAUUCGUUUGGUUGUAGUGGCCUAAUUGACUUGGAUAUUGGUGUAACGAGGUACGAUUUCCAAGCAUAUGGGCUUUUGAUAAAGGUGCAAUUUCGCAAUGACGUUCCUUCGCUUAGGUUAUUAGAUGCCAAAAGCCAAAGUGGUGGUGAACGUGCUUUGACAACGGCUCUAUUUUUGUUAUCCCUUCAAGAAGUUACACAUUUUCCAUUCAGAAUUGUUGAUGAAAUUAAUCAGGGCAUGGAUAAAGUAUAUGAAAGGAAACUGAUGGAACUGUUUAUGGAGUUAUUUCAAGAUAGAAACAAUCAGUAUUUGGUUGUCACACCAAAGUUGAUCAAGAAUCUUUCAUUUAAAAACACCACAGUGGACAUUAUAUUUUGCAUUGAUAAAUAA